GAGAACGCGAGUACGGACUCGCGUUCUCGUGAAUUGAGAAACGGCCAAUGUCUAUGGUGCUACCGGUACGGACAUAUGGAUCGGGUAGUAUCGGGUAGCAGUGACAGGGUUUAUGUGCCUCCGAACCGAUUCAGCAGCAGCAGUAAUGGAAAGCACGUUCAGUCGGUGGAAGACACAAUAUCUGAACAGGCUGGACCCAAGUAAGAAAGGCAGCGUGGAUGAAGACAUUGAGCAUGUGGUGUCACUGCUCAACAGCCGCGAGCAGUUCUUCACGACGAGCUCAUGUUCCGGCAGGAUCAUUCUCAUCGAUGGGGUCAGACAGGUGGCAGCUGGCAGAGACAUCCGGAAACAGAACUGUGUCUGGCUGUAUGUCUCACACCAGAAAUGCACCUCUGAUGACCUGAUGACAGGUCUGACCAAAUCCACUGGAGAUGUUGUGUUGAAGUUUGAGCCCUUUGUUCUCCAUGUUCAGUGCCGGAGGCUUGAGGAUGCACAGCUGGUGCACUCAGCAGCUAUCAACUCUGGCUUCAGGAACUCUGGGCUCUCUGUUGGCAAGACAGGAAAGAUCAUUUCGGCGAUUCGCAGCACCCAUGGCCUGGAGGUUCCUUUGAGCCAUGGUGGAAAGUGUCUAGUUGAUGAAGAUUACAUCCAGUUCUUAACAAAAAUUGCCAAUGAGAAGAUGGAGGAGAACCUCAAUCGAAUACAGAGGUUCUUCCAGAAUCUUCAGUCAGCUUUGUCAGCAGAAACACUCCACAUCCCAGAUAGUCCCAGCAUACAGGAGCUUCAAGAUUCCCAACACACGCAAGAUAGGAAGGAGGGGAGGACAGGGAACACACAAAAAAAGAAGCAACUAAAUGUGUAUGAAUAGAGGCACAGGAAACAACAGCAUGAGGCUGACAGUUGUCACGGUGACAGGGACAGCAGCCUUCAAGAGCUGGAUGACUAUCUAAAUCUCUUUAUAUAAACAGCUGACUGUUUAUGUAAAUUUGGAAACUGAUUAACCUUUCAUCUUUACAAUAAGAUCACCAUAGCAACUAAUUCCACUUUGGUUGUCAUAUGUAAAGGGGAGCUAAUAUCUAGAGAUGCCUGCAGAUCUGUUGAUGCUACUAAUAAGACAAUUUAUUCUGUAUUUUUGUUGUGCUUUGUCUAUAAAUUUGCUUCACAUGGAAAUCA
Molecule: messenger RNA, 1173 nt
Organism: Fundulus heteroclitus (mummichog)
Lineage: Eukaryota; Metazoa; Chordata; Actinopteri; Cyprinodontiformes; Fundulidae
Gene: tyw3
Product: tRNA-yW synthesizing protein 3 homolog (S. cerevisiae)
Exons: 6
Coding region: 113-868 (251 amino acids)
Biological process (GO): tRNA methylation
Cellular component (GO): cytoplasm
Molecular function (GO): tRNA methyltransferase activity
Source: RefSeq, a predicted model, not a curated record